GAGGCAUCACGUCGCUACCAUCAGACGUGCUUCUGAUCCGGAGGGCGCGUCCCUUCCUAGACAGAUAGGCCUUGGUUGCAUGAUGGGCAAUAGUCGACUUGACAGAUCUAGAUCACCCAGAAGGCAAAGGUCUGGGCAGGUCUGGGGGAAGUUUCUAGACUAGGGAAGCCGAGGUGGGAGGAAUCCUGAGUGGUCAGCACCGGCCAGGGCAGGGGGUCCCGGGCCGAGGAGACACGGAACCCAGUGCUAGCACUCACCCCUGCUUCCCGAGGGCACCAUGUGACCCAACGCUCCUGCUGCCUUGACUGCUGCCAUGACCUUCAAACUGUGAGUCGAAAUAGUCCCCUGUGUCCUCUAGCUAGUGGACAGAAGAGGUAAUCGUUCAGAGUCCGGACUCCCUCUUGCUGAGUGACCAAAACAGGCGAGAAUAGCGGCCAGUUCAACCAACGGACGCAGCGGCAGCAGAAGCCGUUGUAAACAAACCGGGAGUCGUCGUGCUCAGACUCCUCCCCCAUGUGGGGGAGUGAGCAGUGAUCCCUCAGGAAGGAAUCUGGGCGUGACCAAUGCCGCCUCAGCCAAUCAGAGCUGGGAGUCUCCAAUGAGGGCGGAGCGAAUGGAGGAAGCUAAGACCAAUCACAAGCUGGAACUUCUGAAAGAGGUGGGCGGGCAUUGUUUCACAUUUAGACCAAUCAAGACCAGGCACCUGGAGGCUGAAGGCGAGAGGGGCAGAUGACGACGCUGAACACAGGUUCUGCAAGAAUCUCCAUAAUGAAUGGAUCCAGUACAACAAGCACGUCACCCAAUGUGAAAUGCAAAGAGGACCAAGGGUUAAAUGGGCAUGAGGAAAAGGAAAACCCAUUUGCAGAAUACAUGUGGAUGGAGAAUGAAGAGGAUUUCAAUAGACAGGUAGAAGAAGAGCUACAGGAGCAAGACUUCUUGGACCGCUGCUUCCAGGAGAUGCUAGAUGAAGAGGACCAGGACUGGUUCAUUCCAGCACGAGACCUGCCUCAGGCUGUGGGACAUUUACAGCAGCAGUUCAGUGGACUGUCAGUCAGCGACACUCAUGAAUCUGAAGACAUUUUGAGCAAAAGUAACCUGAAUCCAGAUGCCAAGGAGUUUAUUCCAGGAGUGAAGUACUGAGCUGUUGGAAGCUUCCAGAAGGACUUGUCUUGUCCCCAUACCUGGGGCCAGCAAUGUGCAAAAAGGCCAAGCUGAAGUGGUGGUGUGCAGCCAAGGCGGGUUGGGUCGGGAAGGUGGUUUAACUGGACACUGUGACUCUGAGCAACUAAUGUUUGAGGUACUACUCUCUAAGCCUCUGAGCCUGGCUCUUCUGUUCUGUUGACUUGUUCAGAGCAGCUUCCAUUUUAUUUUAUUUUUGGUGAGCUCUUUGGAGUUAAGCAACUGCAGUUAUUUUCCCUUUGUAAGGAAUGUUAUUUGCAUUUAAGCAAAAUAAGCUGACCAAGGAAACAAUAUUUAAAUAAUUUUUCCUGUUGUGUGCCUACCAGGAGCAGGGCACCUGGAGAGCUUAAGGAGUUUGGAGCUAGGUGGUAAGAGAAAGAAACAGAAGAAGCAAACCAGAUGCAACACUCAGUUCCCCAUCCCCUGACAUUUCUAUGAUGAACUAAGGUGUCAGUGGCCCACAAAGCUUUCAUCUUCUGUCCUGAAUUCUACUCAAGGAAAACAGAUUUGACAGUUCUUGGAUGAGUGUAAUGUUGGAUGGAUGCAACGUACAUACCCGAAGACCUCAACUUGAUGGUGACUGUUUUUUAGCUACUGCUGUCCUGUUGUUGGUGUGUAGCUGCUGCCACUCACCAUUUACAGGUGAAAGGUUACAGAGGGUUGCUUUGUCUUCUUGAACCUCAUGGGGGCUACUCCUGGCUUUCCCCCACAGCUCUAAGACACUGUUAGCCAAAGUCUGAGAUGGGCCUUUAGUGUUAGAUACAUCUUGAAUAUUUUUAGGCAGUUUUGUUUUUCUAAGUCACUUAAUAUUUAAGUCUUACCGUGUCUUAAUUCCCUCAAAGACUUCUGUAUUUUUUCAAGGAAAUACAUUUUUUCCAGGCACUAGAAAGCUGCUCAGUUCAGUUUCGGUGUUUCACCUGCCUUACAGAGUGAUUCCCAGAAACUAAGCUACUGAGGGGUCCCGCCCAAGUUCAUAACAACUCUUGGCUUUCCGUGUACAUGAAGAUGUUAUUGGGUAUGACUGCUCCCAUAAACCAGCUUUUUAAAUUUCCUCAUGGUCCUGUCAAGGUGCACUCUUAGUUCUACCUGCAACUUACUAGGGUUUUGUUAAUACUCUGUGGAACUGAAUUCCACCCGGACCUGGUGUUAUGAGUAGAGAUGAAGGUGUUAGUGUCUGAUGGGUGAAAGAGUAAGUGUCCUGUCCUGACAUAUUCCAGGACAAGGGACUUGGGAGGCCUGGGAGUGCUGUGGCUUCUGUGAUGCUGUCACUGUGCUGUGACAGGUCUGGAAAGAUCUUGUAGCUUCCUAUAGUCUGUCAGUUCAGCAUGUGGAUGUGGGCAGAGACUGGAAAAAAAGGACUGGGUCAGAAAAGUUGAAGGAUUUUUCCUUUUUCAUGAGCUGGUUGGCUGACUUUCCAUUUUGUCUUGGUGCAAGGGUAGAACCCAGGGUCUCACUUGUGCCAAGCUAGCCCUACCGUUGAGCUGUCCUCAACACUCCCUUGACUUGUAGACAGCCCCAGCAGUUAAAUACAACUUUGCUCUCUUCCCUCGAGUCUCAUAGGAUGGCAUCUUGUGAAGGUGGCCUUCCCCAUCAGGUCACAUCAUAGAGUAGCUCAGGGAACUUAUAUGGCCAGACACACUAAUUCCCAAAGCCUCUCCCUCAAGAGAAUGAAACUAGGAACUUCUGGGAGGACUUUACUCCUGCUACCUUUAAUAAGGAGAGGGAGGGUAUGGGUAGGGCAUAAAAAGAUUCUCUGCUGCAGUCUCCAAGAGGCUGUUGGAGUUCAGAAUGUAUCAAGAUAGCAGGAAGAUCCCUGAGAAUUUCCAUCAGCAUGUAGUGCACUCCUCUGAGUACCUAGCUGGGAGUCCUGUGUACGCCCGAGAGGUUUUGUUCUUAAGUUUUGCUCGUUGGAAGCCAAGCUGCUAGGAGUGGUCCAAGAGGCCUGCCUCCCCUCCUGCUGUGCUGGUUUCAGGGGUACAUCUGGUUACUACUACUACUAGAUAGAAUACUGUUGGGCGUGCCUGGAAAGCAAGGGCUGGUGUGCUAGAUCCACCUCAGAGGCAGGGUGCUGACUCCAGGCUUGGGAGAUACAGCCAGUGAGGUGGUCCUUGGUAACGUGUGAAGUGACUUACUCUGUGGCCCAGCUCUUCUACCAACUGUGCUACCAUGUGAGGUAGCACAGUUUACUCCAGACUACAGAGUUUGCCAACUUAGCAAGAGUUUGGGGCCUCCCCCACCCCACCUGAGAAUUUAUGCUCCAAUAGAAAACAAUCUUAAUGGUUGCUGGUCUGGCUGGGCCCAGUAUUCAUUUAUUAGUGACUGAGUUCUAAUUAUGAUUAUUUGACCCUAUAACUUUUUGGGGAGGGGGUAAAGAAACACCUCUUUGGGCAGUUUGGACUGCAUCAGAAAUGUGAGGUAGCCAAAGCAUGGGUACUGUAGCUCAGGGUUGGGGACCAGUUUAUAUCUAUAGUGUACCUAACUUUUGGUUAUCAUAUAAGCAAGGCAGAAAAUAUUCUAAAGAGAAGAUUGGGUGUUUUUUUAUUGAACCUAGGACCUCACAUGUGCUAUGCAAGCACUACACCAAGCUGUAUUCCAGGCCUGUGAAAGACUGGGUCUUGGUAGCACCCCUAUUUCCAAAGUCAUAAGACCUGCGAUUGCUUCAUGUAAGGCUAACUGUGGCUUAAAAAUAAAUGUUUUUAGUGAACUGCUAAGCAUUUUCGAGGUUAUUGUUAUAUUAAGGGUUCAUUUUGACUUUAGAUGCAGGUGAACAGCUCUGUGAGUUAGCACCUCAAUGAGGAUCUGGGAAAGGGAGACAGCCAGAGUAGACCUCUUGGAGCUGUGGUAGAUAAGCAUGUGACUGCCUGACUUCCUGGGUUUGUCUCCUAUUGCUAGAGGGGACAGGCCUGUUCAGUAAGGGUCUUGGUAUUACUUGCUAUUAGUCUUUGUUUACAGGAUGCCAAAGACAGGAAAUCAGAGGUCUGACAGAUUUGACUAGAAUUACCCACCUGGUACAUUAUCCCAGCCACUCUCCCCUGGGAGAAUAGGGGCAGGAGACAUAACACUUCCAAGCGGGGAAGAGCAAAAAGGGUGCUGACUUGUGAAGCAGGGACCCUGACUGACCUUCUAUCCACAACUGCCAUGAAACUCAUUGUCUCCAGGAAUGGUUAGUUCUGGGAUGGCUCAGGGCAGCAGGUGUGAGCAUCUACCAAAGCCCAUCCUGCUACCCUGAGGACCAGAUUAGAUAGUCACAAUCUGGAAGGAGGUGGGUCCUGUCAUGCAUUUGGGGACCUUCCUUUUUCAUGUUUAAUCUCAUAUGCAGAAGCUACUGGUGGUGAUGGGAACAGAGCAGGAAACAAUAAAGUUGACUGCAUAUUACUUGGCCUCUGUCCACAUCACCUAACCCACUCUUGGAUCCCAGAGGUUUCCACUUCCUGGGAAUAAGGGACUAGGAUUUUAAUCACACUGCUUUCUUCAGGGUAUCAAGCUAAGGAGCCACACUUCCUGUUCUUGGGGAAUUUAACCAACAGGUGUAAUAUAUAUAAACUUUUCUGUUUUGUUGCUUAUAAUUUAAAUGGAAGAUUUGCUGAGCUCUCCUUCCCAAAUUUACCUUACUACUUUUUGUUUAAAAUGAAGAAACAGUCUAGGUUACUUAUUGUUAACAAGAAAAAAAUUGGUAGUUCUUAGGAUCAAACUCGGGAACUCACACAACUAGGCAAGCAUUCUACCAAUGAGCUUACCCCUUAUUCUUGUCCCUGGGUAAUGAUACUAAAAAAAAAAAAAAAUUUUUUUUCUUUUUGAGUCAUCUUGCCCUGUGGUCCAGUCUAGACUUGAACCUCUGGUCCUCCUGCCCCAGCCUCUCCAGUGCUGACACUGUAGGUGUAGACCAUCAGGCUGUUCUAAAUAUAAUAUUGUACUGUUACUAAAUUGUUUUUCAGUACUGGGUGUUAAAUGGACAAUUUCAUGCAUUGCUGAGAAAGUUUUCCAACAGCAAACUACAUCCCUUAACUAUAAAAUGUAUUUCCUGUAAAGUAGUACGUCUCACUCUAUAAACACAGAAUUCUGUCCUGCCAAUUGUGAGCCAUCAAAAAUAUUUAACAGCUAGAUGUUGGGGGUACACACCCUUAAUCCCAGGACAGAGGGGGCAGAGACAGGAAGGUCAACACAUUUCGGCCAACAGGGAGUUCAGACCAGCCAGGUCUACGUAGUAAGACCCUGCCAGUAUAAGUUAAUAAACUAGAAAAGUGGCCCCCCAACAAGACAGCUUUGAGCCGGGGUCUUUAACUAAUGAUGCAUAACAUACAAAAGAUGGAACUUCUGGGCUUCAGUGUCCAAGUCAGAGUUUAGGAACUCUGUUCCAGGGCUGGAGCUGCAACCACCAUAUUCAUCUCUCCUAGAAAGCUCUUUCACAUGCCGGUCCUCAGGCCCCAGUGUACCUUUUCUGGACAUUUCAUGUCAGUGGAAUUAAACACACAGGUCUCUUAA
Molecule: messenger RNA, 5661 nt
Organism: Meriones unguiculatus (Mongolian gerbil)
Lineage: Eukaryota; Metazoa; Chordata; Mammalia; Rodentia; Muridae
Gene: Paip2b
Product: poly(A) binding protein interacting protein 2B
Exons: 6
Coding region: 730-1140 (136 amino acids)
Biological process (GO): negative regulation of translational initiation
Cellular component (GO): cytoplasm
Molecular function (GO): mRNA regulatory element binding translation repressor activity
Source: RefSeq, a predicted model, not a curated record